Molecule: messenger RNA, 501 nt
Organism: Brenthis ino (lesser marbled fritillary)
Lineage: Eukaryota; Metazoa; Arthropoda; Insecta; Lepidoptera; Nymphalidae
Source: the annotation of a GenBank genome assembly
AUGAAGUUAGAAUCUAAUAAUAAGAUGAUUAAUGGUGAUAGUGGUGCCGAAACGCCUGAUGAUGUAGUUGACCCGAGGCAAAAUGCUGAAGAUAUUAUUGAUGAGAUACUUGCAGAGUUUACAGAAUCCCGUACGCCUGAUUCCAUCAGAAAUGGAAGUGGUAUUCCAGAGAACUUGUUCAACAUUAUUCAACCACCCCGCACACGUACUCCAGCAAAUUCAUUUUCGGAAAACGCUACUAUCGAUGAUAUCGACCCAGCAUCAGACCUUGGCACUUCUAUACGCAACAAAUGCUUAGAACUUGAGGAAAUACUCCAGAGCCUGAAAUCGCGGCUCAAUCAUGUUGUGCUAGAUGAAAAUAUUGUCCUAAGCCCAGAUGCUAAUUCUAUGGAAGCUCAACUUGAGCAUGACUUGGAUACUGAUUGUCAGGAAGAACUUUCAUUACAAGAGUUUCUUGAGCUUCUACAUUCACAAAAUAAAAUAACACCUAGUGGUGUACAA